Molecule: messenger RNA, 1076 nt
Organism: Gossypium raimondii (Peruvian cotton)
Lineage: Eukaryota; Viridiplantae; Streptophyta; Magnoliopsida; Malvales; Malvaceae
Exons: 3
Coding region: 398-943 (181 amino acids)
Source: RefSeq, a predicted model, not a curated record
UAUCCUCUUUAUUUAUUUAUAUUAAUAAGUUAACAGUCUCAUAAUCCAAUAAACUUCUUCUGUACCCUUUAUGGGAUCUGGGGCUUCUUUAAUUUCUCAAAGAAAACCAAGUACCCAAGCACACAACUCUUCUUUUCCUGCUCUCAAAGAUGACAACUUUUCAUCAUUAAAGCUCAAGGCCUUACUUUGAUAAAUGAGUUUCGGUCCCAUCUCUUGAGCUUUGAAGCAGAUUUUCAAAUCUGGGUACUUCUCAUUUUUUUUACAAAACCCGACAAACAUUUGUUUUUGUAUGUAUUAACUUGUAGGUUUUUACCCCAGAUCUUGCAAUGGUCUGAAACUCUUGAGUAAAGCUGUUUUUUCUUUUGUUGGGGGGGGGGGUCUUUAUAAAGGGUAGAAAAUGGCUUAUAGCUUAGAGCAAAGGUUUUGGUGUCAGCGAGUUUUAAGGUUUGGGUUUGCAUUUGUAUGUGUGUGUUUGGGUGGGUACAUUGUUGGUCCGACAUCACUGUUGUGGCGUUUGAAGGACAAGUCAAGACCUCAGGUCUCAUGUCUUCCUUGUGUUUGUGAUUGCUCCUCCCAUACAGAUGACUUUUUUCUAACACCAGGAUUAGCCGACAACACAUACUCAGGUUGUGGCCAAAACGAUCCUGAUUUAAACCAAGAACUGGAGAAGGAUACUGUGGCCUUACUCUCCGAGGAGAUUGCAUUACAGAAGAUCGUAAGCAAAGAAACCAUGGACCGCACCUCGGCACUAACAAUGGAUGCCAAAAGAGCCUCCUCACACUACCAGAAAGAAGCUGAAAAGUGCAAUGCAGGUGUAGAAACAUGUGAGGAAGCCAGGGAAUGGGCUGAAGCUCAACUCAGAGAGGAGCUCAAGCUGACUGCCUUAUGGGAGCAACGAGCUCGGCAACUCGGCUGGAAAGAUCGAAAAAGGGCAUAUACUUGACUGUCUAUAUAUAUGUACAAACUCAUUUUUUGUUCAUUUUCUAUUAGAAAUGCAAAUGCUUCAUCCUCUUCCACUUGCAUUCAAUGUUGUUGGCUUUUUUAAUUAAACAAAGGCAGUGAAAGCAUUCUAGAUA